AUAACUAUAUGAAAACAUUUUCAUUUUCGAAUGGAGAUGAAUUUAAUGAAUCAUUUGGAGGUUUAGGCCGAUCUUUAGAUUUUGCUCAAAAUUUUCAACCUUUACAAUGUUCGUACGAUUAUAAUCUAAACGAAAGCUUAAAUGUUCCUAUAGUCACAGAUAAUAUUUUUUUUGACCUAGAACAAUGUUUCAAUCUUAUAGAAAACAAUGAACCUAUUUAUUAUGAAACCUAA
Molecule: messenger RNA, 233 nt
Organism: Diversispora eburnea
Lineage: Eukaryota; Fungi; Glomeromycota; Glomeromycetes; Diversisporales; Diversisporaceae
Source: the annotation of a GenBank genome assembly